AUGGGUCGCCAACUCAGCAAAAGCUGGGCACAGAGCACCCAACAGCAGUUUCAUGUGGUCAUGCUCAAAAAUAUCGCCCGUUCUAUAACCGAGCGGCUGGGCAGCGGUGGGCUGGGUCUGGGCGGCGGUGGGUUCCGUGGCGGCGCGCAGCCCUCCCUCGCCGACUUCCAGCCGCCGUACUUCCCCCCGCCUUUCGCACCCGCACCUCACCCCGCAAGCCCCCAUCAUCAACAACAGAGCCAUGGCAUGGAGUAUGGCGGCGGCGGCGGCGGCACGGCGGAGUACGCGCAGCACUACGCGCCGCAGCAGCUGCUCCCGCGCCACCACGCGCACCACGAGCCUCACGCACACCUCCGCCAUCACAGGGACCAUCACGAUAUACAUGCACACCAUUUAUCACACGGAGGAUUCAGUUAUGGUGGCGGCGAGAGGCGAGCAGACUACGGUGCUCGGGAACAACAUGAGUUGGCCCUACACCAUGCGCUACACUCCACGGAAGAAACGCCGAACGCUGGUAUGGAUGACACAACUGGAUUCAUGACGGAUCUUCCUUUAUUAAAAACAAUGAAAGGUCGUGAUGGACUCGGCGGAACAGGUUCCUGUGCGCCUAACGACGUGUUCUGCUCAGUUCCUGGUCGACUCUCACUACUGUCAUCCACCAGCAAGUACAAAGUGACUGUAGCGGAGGUACAGAGAAGGUUAUCACCUCCUGAGUGCCUCAAUGCCUCUCUUCUGGGUGGAGUUUUAAGGAGAGCAAAAAGCAAAAAUGGCGGGAGAUUACUGCGUGAGAAAUUGGAAAAGAUCGGGCUGAACUUACCAGCGGGGCGGCGGAAAGCUGCUAACGUCACACUCCUAACGUCCUUAGUUGAAGCUGAAGCAGUGCAUUUAGCCCGUGACUUUGGCUAUGUGUGUGAGACGGAGUUCCCUGCGCGUGCGCUCGCCGAGUACCUCGCGCGCCAGUACGCGGAACACGACUCGAGACGUAGAAGGGACCUGCUACAAGCUACUAAACAGGUUAUAAAGGAGCUGAUGGACUUAUUGAAUCAGGACAGGUCACCGCUCUGCAAUACCAGGCCACCACAUUUACUAGAGCCGGCAAUACAGCGCCAUCUAACACAUUUCUCACUCAUUUCUCAUGGGUUCGGAGGUCCAGCUAUAGUGGCAGCGCUUACAGCUAUACAGAACUUCCUCAACGAAUCUCUCAAGCAUUUAGACAAGUUAUAUCCUCAAAGCGGUAUGGUGUCAUCAUCGAUGGAUAAAACAAAAAUGGACCCUGAUAUCAAGAAGUAA
Messenger RNA from Spodoptera exigua (beet armyworm), 1290 nucleotides. The record is from the annotation of a GenBank genome assembly. Lineage: Eukaryota; Metazoa; Arthropoda; Insecta; Lepidoptera; Noctuidae.